Lolium rigidum is the source of this 600-nucleotide messenger RNA. RefSeq names its product PE-PGRS family protein PE_PGRS18-like. NCBI's taxonomy places the organism in Eukaryota, Viridiplantae, Streptophyta, Magnoliopsida, Poales, Poaceae. The transcript is spliced from 2 exons. Gene Ontology annotation, cellular component: nucleus. The coding region runs from base 1 to 600 and encodes 199 amino acids. The record is from RefSeq and is a predicted model, not a curated record.
AUGGGCGGCAACACAAUAGAGAUCGAGAGAAGAGAGACAGAUUUGGUGAUGCAGGCACUUGCUAGGAUACAGCCGCAGACCAGCAAGUACUGGCUCCUGAAGAUGGAGCCAGGGGAGUGGUCGUGGUCCGACCAGGCCAGCGCCCUCGGCGGCGUUGGGCCGUGGGACGGCGUCCGCAACCACCAGGCCAUGAACAACCUCCGCGCGAUGCGCUGCGGCGACCAAUGCCUCUUCUACCACUCGGGCGCCGGCGCCGCCUCCCGCCGCGUCGUGGGCGUCGUGGAGGUCGCCAGGGAGUGGUACGAGGGCGAGGAGGGGGAGGCGACGGCCGGCGGCGCCGUGGACGUGCGGGCCGUCGGGCAGUUCCAGCGCUGUGGCUGGAGGAAAGAGCCUUCCGGCCCAGAGCAGCACGGGCCCCUCGAGCAGCGACGCCGCGAUGGGGCACACGGCGGCCGCGGAGAACGCGCCGGCGGCGGUGGCGCGCCUCGGCGGGGGCCUGGGCGGACGGCGGGGGGCAGGAAGGGCGUCUUCACCGGCGGCGCGCGGAGGGAGAGCGGGCUGGGCACGGCGGGGGCGGGGGCGGGGGCGUGGAGGAGGUAG